Molecule: messenger RNA, 450 nt
Organism: Gongylonema pulchrum
Lineage: Eukaryota; Metazoa; Nematoda; Chromadorea; Rhabditida; Gongylonematidae
Source: the annotation of a GenBank genome assembly
AUGGCAUCUCAAACACAGGGCAUCCAGCAGCUUUUAGCAGCAGAAAAGCGAGCAGCGGAGAAGAUCAACGAAGCCCGGAAACGUAAAGCACAGCGUCUGAAGCAAGCGAAGCAGGAAGCGCAAGCUGAGAUUGAGAAAACCCGUCUGGAACGCGAGCGCCAGUUCAAAGAAUAUGAACAACGAUAUCUGGGAAAGAAAGAAGACAUUGAAUUGAAGAUCAAGCAGAACACCGAGAAUACGAUCAAGGAAAUGGAGGAAUCUGUGGCCAAAAAUAAACAGCAGGAACGCGAGCGCCAGUUCAAAGAAUAUGAACAACGAUAUCUGGGAAAGAAAGAAGACAUUGAAUUGAAGAUCAAGCAGAACACCGAGAAUACGAUCAAGGAAAUGGAGGAAUCUGUGGCCAAAAAUAAACAGCAGGUACGUUUUUUGCAAAUUUUGACUACUAGGUAA